Messenger RNA from Habropoda laboriosa, 957 nucleotides. Its product is annotated as caspase-1-like. The transcript is spliced from 4 exons. Lineage: Eukaryota; Metazoa; Arthropoda; Insecta; Hymenoptera; Apidae. The record is from RefSeq and is a predicted model, not a curated record. Gene Ontology annotation, cellular component: cytoplasm. Gene Ontology annotation, biological process: apoptotic process; proteolysis. Bases 61 to 957 code for a protein of 298 amino acids.
GUAGUGAUCUUGUAACUGAUCUGUUUCUUUCAUUGUAAAAGCUUUUUCUAAAGUGAAGUCAUGUGUUCUACAAAAAGUGAUUUUAUAAACGAGAGCAUCAAAUUCAGUAAUGAUGUUGGAGAUGCGUUUGGGUGUUCGAGAAACAGCGUCAGUCCUCUUAUGGGCCCUUUACAAACGGCACCCACAGAACGUUAUGCUGCGCACUACAAUAUGAAUCAUCCAAAGCGUGGAUUAGCUAUUAUUUUUAACCAUGAAUUUUUCACUAUUACACAUCUUAGAGCAAGAUGUGGAACAAAUGUGGAUUGUGAAAAUCUUGUCAAUACUUUGAAAAAUCUUGGUUUUGAAGUAAAUGAUUUUCAUAAUUAUACACAUAGAGAUAUAGUGAAAAAUUUAGAAAGAGUUGCUGCCUUGGAUCAUUCUCAACAUGACUGUCUAAUUAUAGCUAUAUUGAGCCAUGGAGAAUUAGGAGUACUUUAUGCUCAUGAUACUUCAUAUAAACCUGAUUCCAUUUGGAAUCACUUUACAGCUGAUAAGUGUCCUUCAUUAGCUGGUAAACCAAAAUUAUUUUUUAUACAAGCUUGCCAGGGUGAUAAAUUGGAUUCUGGUACAACAUUGAAAGAACGUACAGAAAUAGAUGGUCAACCGGCUUCAACAUUCCGCAUACCAAGUCAAGCAGACUUUUUAAUUGCUUACUCAACAAUACCAGGUUAUUACUCAUGGAGAAAUACUACUCGUGGCUCAUGGUUCAUGCAAGCAUUAUGCACAGAAUUGCAAGAAAAUGGUACUCGCUAUGAUUUGUUAACACUGCUCACAUUUGUUUGUCAGCGAGUUGCUCUUGAUUUUGAGUCAAAUACUCCUGAAAAUAUUACAAUGCAUCAACAAAAGCAAAUUCCAUGCAUUACAUCAAUGUUAACUCGUUUAGUAAAGUUUACUCCUCCUAAAAAUGGGAUUGUGUAG